AUGCCUACUGCCAUGGGAACCCCUGCCCUGCUGUGGAUAGCUCUGCUGCUCUUCUCUCCAGAUGGCAUAUCAGCAGCCAUCUGGAAAUCUAAGAUAUCCUUGAAUCCCCCAUGGAACAGAAUAUUCAGAGGAGAGAAUGUGACUCUUACAUGUAGAGGGAACAAUUCCCGUGAAGAUAACUCCACUUUGUGGAUCCACAACAAAAACUCUUUCAAAGCAAAAACUUCACGUUGGGACAUCACGAAUGCAAGCAUCCAGGACAGUGGGGAAUAUAUAUGCCAAAGCAAAGGAAUUUUCAUUAGUGAACCUGUGUACCUAGAUGUCAUCAGUGACUGGCUGCUCCUUCAGGCCUCUGCUGAGAUAGUGUUGGAGGGCGAGCCCCUCUUCCUCAGGUGCCACGGCUGGAGGAAUCUGAAUGUCUACAAGGUGACUUACUUCAAGAAUAACAAAGCCCUUAAGUACUGGUAUGAGAACCACAACAUCUCCAUUACCAACGCCACAACAGGGGACAGUGGCACCUAUUACUGCAUGGGCAUAAUUCAGCAGAUACUCUAUACUUCUAAUCACCUCAGCAUUAAAAUAAAAGAAGAUUCCAUGCCAGCUUCCCAAAGCAAAUAUUUCUGGCUACAAUUUCUUAUCCCAUUGUUGGUGAAGAUUCUGUUUGUUGUGGACACAGCGUUGUUUAUCUCGACCCAGCGGCAGUUCACAUUUCUCUUGAAGAUUAAGAGAACCAGGAAAGGCAACAAAUUUAUGGACCCACAGCCCAGACCAGAACCCCCAAAGAACUGA
Molecule: messenger RNA, 789 nt
Organism: Lipotes vexillifer (Yangtze River dolphin)
Lineage: Eukaryota; Metazoa; Chordata; Mammalia; Artiodactyla; Lipotidae
Gene: FCER1A
Product: Fc epsilon receptor Ia
Exons: 5
Coding region: 1-789 (262 amino acids)
Biological process (GO): cell surface receptor signaling pathway; immunoglobulin mediated immune response
Cellular component (GO): external side of plasma membrane
Molecular function (GO): IgE binding; high-affinity IgE receptor activity
Source: RefSeq, a predicted model, not a curated record